AUGUGCCUAUUGUUUAGUUUGCGUAGGCUUUCGGGAGAUUGUUUUCACAAACAUGGAGCACUGCUAAGUUUUAAGACUUCUGAUCACAAUAUACUUAUUUGGGACUAUUACGAGUUUGGAUCAGCACGAUGGUGGCAGUGCUGCUACUGCUUUGAGUUCAGCAACCGAGGCCAGUUGAGUUCCUUCCUCCUGUGGCCGUUGCACCUGCAGGCGUGUACGCGGGCCGAGCAGGACAGUCAGUUUCCCUUUAGAAACCGGAGCUGGCUCGCAAUCGUCGGCUCAAAAAUGACCGGCGCUAAAAUAGCGGCGGGCGCAGGGGGGGCGAGUGCGCGCGGCUGCUGGGCCGCCCGCCGCCGGCCAGAGCCGCCCCGGUCGCCGCGGACUCCACAUUCCAACGUCGCUGUGCUGCCGGUCGAAGAACCAGUGCCGUGA
This is a messenger RNA of Spodoptera littoralis (African cotton leafworm), 432 nucleotides long. The record is from the annotation of a GenBank genome assembly. NCBI's taxonomy places the organism in Eukaryota, Metazoa, Arthropoda, Insecta, Lepidoptera, Noctuidae.